This is a messenger RNA of Lactuca saligna, 438 nucleotides long. Lineage: Eukaryota; Viridiplantae; Streptophyta; Magnoliopsida; Asterales; Asteraceae. The record is from the annotation of a GenBank genome assembly.
AUGACUGAGGAUCUUAGCCCUAACAAUGAUGAUGAUAUCGAAUUUUUUAAAGAAUUUGCAGCUGAAGACGUGGUUGUUGAAGAUGAGUGCGAAAGUAAAGAAGAAAGUAAUGAGAACAAUCAGGUGCAGAAUGCGAUUCUUGGACUUCAAGCAAUCAAUGAACAAAUCCUAUCGGAAGACAAAACGAUAAACAAGUCCUAUAUAGCGAAUGAUGCAUACCAAGCUUCUCAACCAACUCCUCAUCCUGUUCCUGCUCCAAAAAUUGCACCGGUUGAUGAUGAUCCCCCAACCACAAAACUAGAUGACCUACCUGAGGAGCCUUUGAUCUAUUCUCCCUCGGAACUAGUUAUCACUUCAAUCGGUCAACAAGUCAUCUCAUCUACCAUCCUUAUGGAUCCUCAUGCCAAAGAUAAAGGCAAAGGAAUCUCCUUGAAUUAA